Eleginops maclovinus (Patagonian blennie) is the source of this 1238-nucleotide messenger RNA. RefSeq names its product cellular retinoic acid binding protein 2, a (gene crabp2a). The coding region runs from base 238 to 666 and encodes 142 amino acids. Lineage: Eukaryota; Metazoa; Chordata; Actinopteri; Perciformes; Eleginopidae. Gene Ontology annotation, cellular component: nucleus; cytosol. The transcript is spliced from 4 exons. Gene Ontology annotation, biological process: fatty acid transport. The record is from RefSeq and is a predicted model, not a curated record. Gene Ontology annotation, molecular function: retinoic acid binding; fatty acid binding.
UACAGUACACUGGCACAUAGGUAAGACAAGAGCCCUGACAGUCAGCUCAUCCUGGAAAGAGGGCAGUAGAAACUGACGCACAAAGCCAAAGCCUCCGGCACGCCCCCACACACCCAGUCGAGACUCAGAAGGGACAGUUGGAGCAUUUUUGACCCAACACGCGCAGGACAUCAGCGCACCGAGCACACUUGGACCUGACAGUUCAACUAUUAAUCCGCAAAAUACCUGCAAUUUAGAAUGGAGCGAAAAACCCCUUGUUUUGCCGGCACUUGGGAGAUGAAGAGUUCUGAAAACUUCGAGGAGCUCUUAAAAAAGUUGGGUGUGAACAUGAUGCUGCGUAUGAUUGCGGUGAAGGCGGCCUCCAAGCCCCUGGUGGAGAUCACGCAGGACGGAGAGACCCUGUCCAUUAAAACCUCCACCACGGUCCGCACCACCCACAUUAAUUUCACUGUGGGGCAGGAGUUCAAUGAGGCCACAGUGGACGGACGCCCCUGCACGAGUUUUCCACGUUGGGAAACCGACAGUAAGAUCAGCUGUGAGCAGACUCUGCAGAAAGGAGAAGGGCCUAAAACCUGCUGGACCCGAGAGAUCACCAAUGACGGCAAACUGAUCCUGACCAUGGGAGCAGACGAUGUGAUAUGCACCAGAGUCUACGAGCAACAAUGAACAAGAGCACUUCUCACUUUUUGUCCCCCCUCUCUCCUGCAUCACCACUUGCCUCCCAACUCUCCCUUUGUUAAGGCAGCGCUGGGAGAUAGCAGUCUGUAGUUAUUCCAGUAUCUCUGUUAUCUUCACUAUGUCAUUAAUGUGGUAACUGUAUCUAGUAUGUCACAUAUCCUCACGAUGGUCUUAGCUCCUGAGUUAUCCCGCUGUCCCUCCAGCUCCAGCAAACAUUAAGAGCUAGGUUUUAAACAAGGAAAAUAAGUUGGAUUUGUUGAUUGACAGCUCAUUUAUUUGGCAUUGUGUGUGUGUGUGUGUGUCUAUAUUUGUAGAUGUGUAAACCAAUCUUUGAGCGCUUACAGUUUCAGGUCAGUUUUGAUGUGCCCCUCCUCUCUUUUUCUUUAGCCCUGCUCCAUAAAUGUAACCUUUUCGAUCUCAUGACGACAUUUUAUAUUUAUUUCUACGCUAGGAGUCUGAUACAGUACUGCUAAAGUUUUUACUCUGUCUCUUUUUUAUGAAAUGUGAUCCUAGGAAACAACACUUUCUAUGGAAAAACAAUAAAGCAUGAUAUUAACUCA